Molecule: messenger RNA, 2241 nt
Organism: Adineta steineri
Lineage: Eukaryota; Metazoa; Rotifera; Eurotatoria; Adinetida; Adinetidae
Source: the annotation of a GenBank genome assembly
AUGUCUACUGGAGCGUUUAGUCGAUUAUUUAAUUCAAGUAUAAAUAUAUUUUUCAAACGAUUUGGAGUAUCAUUAGUGAACACUUUAUUAAUUUAUACAAUAUCAUUAUUAUUUGUUCAAUUACCAACAUUAUGGAAUGUAAUAAUGACAUUAGGAAAAGAUAAUGAACGAUCUAGAUUACAAAAACGAAUUCGUGCACAACUAACAGUUCCAUCGGAUCCAUCAUCACCGUAUCGUGCAGUUGAAGUUCUCCAUGAACUUCGAACUACACCUAAUGAAUAUAUUACAACUUUGGCUGAUAUACCUGAUUAUGCCAUUCAACGUUAUGCUGAUAAAGAGACACAAGGUGUUCGAGAAAUUCUUGAUGUAGAAGAUGAAAAACAACCAAAUGGUAAAAUAUUUAAAAAGUUUAUAUUGGGUGAAUAUAAAUUUACUACUUAUCGUGAAACAUACAAGCAUAUUGAAGGUUUUGGUCGAGGUUUAUUAUCACUUGGUGUUAAAUCAGGUGAUAAAAUUUUAAUUUUUGCUGAAACACGUCCUGAAUGGUUAUUAACUGCAUUUGCUGCUUUUCGGCAUGGUUUAAUUGUUGUAACACUUUAUUCAACAUUAGGCGAAGAAGCUGUUAAACAUGGCAUUAAUGAAUCUGAAGUAUCAAUUAUUAUAACUUCCUAUGAAUUACUUUCAAAACUUGAUAAAACAUUAGAUCAAAUUAAAACCGUUCGUCAUGUGAUUUAUUUUCCUUCAAUUACUAAAUCACAAACAAUAAAAUUACCUAACGAUAAAAACAAUAUUCACUAUCUUUCAUUAGAACAAUUAGAAGAACAAGGAAGAAAUGCAAAUAUUAAUGAAAAUAUUUUACAACAACGACCAAAUAAAACAGAUAUUGCUGUUAUUAUGUAUACAAGUGGUAGUACUGGAACACCGAAAGGUGUAUUGAUAACACAUGAAAAUAUAAUUGCUGCAGUAACUGGUGAACAAGAACGUGGCUUUCGAACGAUCGAUGUUAAUAAUGAUAUAUAUAUUGCGUAUUUACCAUUAGCUCAUAUACUUGAACUUUGUUGUGAAAUUCUUAUUUAUUAUAUGGGUGUUAAAUGUGGUUAUUCAUCUCCACAAACAUUAACAGAUCAAUCAACAGCAAUAAAACGUGGUCAAAAAGGAGAUUUACAAGUUCUUCGACCACAUAUUAUGUGUUGUGUACCGACAAUUCUUGAUCGUAUUCAUAAAGCUGUAAAUGAAAAAGUGAAUCAAUCCAAUUUUUUUCGACGUCAUUUAUUUCAAUUAACAUAUAAAAUAAAAGUUAAACGUCUAGAAGAAGGUCUUGAUAGUCCAUAUUUAAAUAAAUUAGUUUUUAAUCGUUUAAAUGAAAUGGUAUUAGGUGGCCGAGUUAAAUCAAUGAUGUGUGGUGGUGCUGUUUUAAGUGGUGAAACUCAACGUUUUGUACAAGCAGCACUUUGUAUAACACUUUUUCAAGGUUAUGGUCUAACUGAAACAUGUGCAGCUGCAACUAUUGCUGAUGAACAUGAUACAUCAGUUGGUCGAGCAGGUUAUCCACUUGUUUCAUGUGAAAUUCGUUUAGCUGAUUGGGAAGAAGGGCAAUAUCGAAAUACGGAUAAACCAAAUCCACGAGGAGAAAUACUUAUUGGAGGAAAAAAUGUCGCUCAAGGUUAUUAUGGUAGUGCGUCAAAUGAAGAUAGUAAUUUUAAAAUCAUUGAUGGUACAAGAUAUUUUUGUACUGGUGAUAUUGGAGAAAUAUUUCCUGAUGGAAUUGUUAAAAUAAUUGAUCGAAAAAAAGAUUUAAUAAAAUUACGCGCGGGUGAAUAUGUUUCAUUGACAAGAGUUGAAAUGGCUAUAAGUAAAUUUUGUAUUAUUGAAAAUUGUUGUUUAUGUGCAUCAUCAUCAGCUGAAUAUACAGUUGUCCUAAUUUGUCCGAAUUCUAAACAAAUAACUAGUUAUUCAGAAAAGCAUUUUAAUGAAAAAGAAUGGCAAAAAUUAGUUGAUAACGAUGAAUUUAAUGAACAAAUUCUUAAAGAUAUUCAAGAUAUAUGCCAAAAAAAUGGUAUUGAAAAAUUUGAAACUCCUCAACGUAUUAAAAUAAUAACGGAAUUAUGGACACCUGAAACUGGUCUUGUUACUGAUGCACUUAAAUUAAAACGUAAAGCAAUUGAAGAAAAAUAUUAUAAUGAUAUUGAAAAACUUUAUCUUGAUAAACCAAAAAAAAAGAAAUUAUUAAAUGAUUCAUAG